Messenger RNA from Hevea brasiliensis (rubber tree), 1912 nucleotides. RefSeq names its product alpha-1,3-arabinosyltransferase XAT3. The transcript is spliced from 4 exons. Gene Ontology annotation, molecular function: glycosyltransferase activity. Lineage: Eukaryota; Viridiplantae; Streptophyta; Magnoliopsida; Malpighiales; Euphorbiaceae. The record is from RefSeq and is a predicted model, not a curated record. The coding region runs from base 334 to 1704 and encodes 456 amino acids.
CAAAAUCACAUCGAUCUAACUUUUUUCUUAAAAUUGCUUAUGUGUAAUUGUGGUUGCAAGAAAAUUAGAAGUGAUUGAUGACAAUUAUUUGCAGGGUAUACCCAAUAGACCUAUAUAUCAAGUCUAUAUAUCUCAGGUUUCACCAUCAAGGCAACAAGGUUGAAUAUGGGUUCUCUAUUUUUUAAGAAGAAAACAAAUCAAUGGCUGCCACGCUGACAACACAAUAAGAAAUAUGGACAACCCAGCUGGCCAUUCAUCAAUUGAGGUUGUAUUUUCUCAUGUCCAAUUUGUAAGUAAACUGCACAUGGAAGUUUUUGAACAGAUAAGAGGGAAAUGGGAAAGGAAUCAGGAAGGCUUGUGCUUGGUGCAACUUCAGUACCAUGUGUAAUCGUUGUCACUUUUCUUUGUGCUGCUUUUUUUGUAUCAGAUAUUGAUCCAUUUGAGACAUGGAAACAACGGUCAUCAAAUUGGAGAUCAGUUAGUGCUACUGCUAAUGGACUCAAACAAGAAGAGCCUAUAGAAUUUCUUCUAAGAAGACUAGUGAGAGGUGAAGAUAGAAUCAAGCUUGAAGCAACUGGUUUUUCUUGCCAUUCUGACCAUCACACAGAGUUAUGUGUUGCAAAGAAACCGGUUAGGAUCGACAAUAAUGCAUUAUCAGUUUACAUACCAGGCUCUCAGGCUAAAGUUAAAGGAAUGAUUAAGCCUUAUGCAAGGAGAGAGGAUCAAACUGCCAUGGAAAGAGUCACAACAGUUCACAUACUACCCGGAAACUCUACCAACCUACCACCUUGUAAUUUCACUCACGAUGUCCCUGCAGUGAUCUUCUCCUCCGGCGGCUUCACAGGAAACCUAUUCCAUGAGAUAAAUGAGAUCACCAUCCCUCUCUUCCUGACGUGCCGCCAUUUUCGAUCCAACUUACAAUUUGUCAUCACUGACUAUAAGCCUUGGUGGGUUAGCAAAUACAACAGGAUUCUAUCACAUUUGUCUCGUUAUCAGCCCAUAAAUCCUGCAGCUGAUGGAAGUGUUCACUGCUUUCCAGGAGCUGUUAUCGGGCUUGUGUACCAUGAGAAUCUCGUAAUCAAUUCUACCGAGAUUCCAGGAGGGUACUCCAUGUUUGACUUCAAGCAUUUUCUCAGACAAUCGUAUAAUCUGAAGAUUAAGAACGCUUCUGAGAUAGAAAAGCCAGUGCUGAUACUUAUUUCCCGUCGCAAAUCAAGGAGGUUUCUGAAUGAAAAUGAAAUGGUGACAAUGAUGGAGCAGCUAGGAUUUCGAGUUAUUGUGACCGCGCCUUACAGGAUGUCAAAUUUAAACAGAUUCGCAUCAGUGCUUAAUUCCUGCAGUGUCAUGGUAGGUGCCCAUGGAGCUGGGCUUACGAAUGAGGUAUUCCUACCCGAUGGGGCAGUAAUGGUGCAAGUGGUCCCCCUGGGGUUGGAAUGGGCAUCAGCAAACUACUAUGGUGAUCCGGCAAGCAAGAUGGGUGUAAAAUACUUGGAGUACAAGAUCGAGCCAGAGGAGAGCUCCCUCUUGGACAAAUAUGGUAGAGAUCACCCUGCAAUUGCUGAUCCCAAGUCAAUAUUCUCGCAGGGUUACUCUGCUGCCAGGGCUAUGUAUGUUGAUGGACAGAACCUGAAGAUCAAUGUGACAAGGUUCAGGAAGAUUAUUGUUGAAGCAAUAAAGCUUAUUAGGCAGUCUCCUUUGAAAUGAAGAUAGCUUGUCAGUUGGAACUACAGUAGAUAGAUACUAUAACUAGCAGUUAAAAUGCCAAAAACCAGCAAAUAAAUCUCUUUUCUCUACAUUUUCCCCCUAGAAAGCUGGGUUAUCUUGUUGGUUGUACAAGUAAAUUUCAUUUUCAGUUUGCCAAAUUGGGCACCAAAAAUCUUCUUAAGAAUGGUCAGCACUGAACCAUUACUAA